Molecule: messenger RNA, 2257 nt
Organism: Arabidopsis arenosa
Lineage: Eukaryota; Viridiplantae; Streptophyta; Magnoliopsida; Brassicales; Brassicaceae
Source: the annotation of a GenBank genome assembly
AAACUUGAGCCCUUAACAAAUUACACAAAACAAGAAGAAAAACCCUUAUUAGUUUUUCUGACAAUUCUGAGUCUUCCUUUGCCCGUGCGUUGACGAGAAGCCGAUUUCCGACUUGCAAAGAUGUUUGAAUUUUCCGAUAGAACACCCUGGUCAGUAUUAUCGGUGGAUCUCCAUCCAGAAGAACCAUGGAUCCUGGGAGGUUUGUCAGUUGGAACUUUGUCUCUCUGGGAUUAUGAAGAACGGGUAUUAAUAGACGAUUUCUAUCCGUCUCCUGGUUCUCCGGUUUGGUCAGCUAAGUUUGUUGCUCGCAAGCUGUGGGCUAUAGCUGGAUCUGGGGACAAGUGUAUUCGUGUCUACAAAUGGUACAACACCUCAGAGCCACUUAAAGUAAUUAGUGACGCUCAUACUGCUGCUGUUAGGUGUCUUGCUGUUCAUCCCACUCUUCCUUAUCUUUUGUCAUCAUCUGAUGAUAAUACAAUCAAACUUUGGAACUGGGACAAGGAUUGGUCUCUCUCUCGGGUUUUCUUAGGGCAUUCCGCUUCUGUUAUGCACGUGACUUUCAAUCCCAAAGACCCCCAUACCUUUGCUUGUGCAUCACUUGACAAUACCGUUAAUAUAUGGAGUCUUGGUUCUCUGGAGCCAGUUUUUACUUUAGGGGAGGAACAUGCAGAAGGACAUCUGGACGGGGUAUUUUGUGUAGAGUUCUCUACUCUUAGUGAUAAACCCUACCUUAUCACUUGUUCUGCUGAUCAUACCGCUAAGGUGUGGGACUACCAAACAAAGAGAUGUAUUCAGACACUUGAAGGUCAUACUGACGUUGUUACAACAGUGUGUUACCAUCCAGUGCUCCCAAUUAUUAUUACAGUAACUGAAGAUGCAACUGCCCUUAUAUGGAAUGCCACCACGUUCAGGCUCGAGAAUAAUACAUUGGAUGUUGGCUCUCCUAGAUGUUUUGCUAUCGCACACAUGGAAGGUUCAAACCGGGUUGUGUUUGGUUGCCUCUAUGGUCCUCAAAUGAUGAAACUUAGCCUUGAAAUACCAUUGGCUUGUAUGGACAAUACUGGGACAAUUAUUUGGGCUAAACACAAGGAGAUACUUAUUGGGAAAACCACAGAUCUCAUGAUGCUUUCUCAAGGAGAUGAGUUCAGUGAUCUUGAGAGACUCCCCUGGGAUUUUGACCGUUGGCUAACAACCUUCGAUUUUUGUCCUGAAAGCUUGAAGCACAGCCCUGAUGGCAAGUAUGUGAUUGUUUGUGGAGAUGGCAAGUACACUAUUAUCAACAGUUCCUUUCCAUGGAAAGUUGUGUCAUCUGGCUCGGCGCUGGAAAUUGUUUGGUCAUCUGAUGGGGGAUAUGCUCUCAGGCAAAGUUCAUCACACAUCGAGAUCUUCAACAAGAACUUCGAGAAGAAGGGGAUUGUGACGCCUCCUUACUCAGUAGAGCACAUUUUUGAUGGGACGUCCUUGGCAAUAAGCUCAAGUAAUUUCCUCGAGUUCUAUGAUUGGGAGAAAUUGGCGGUCAGUUUGCGAAUAGAUGUUACCAAAACUCGGGAUCUAUACUAUUCUGACAGUGGUGAUCUAGUUGCAAUUGUCAGUGAUUCAUCGUUCAAAAUCCUUGACCUAAAUUGUGAUGGUGAUAAAACUCUCAGUGAAACCAACCAUGAUGUUCGGACUGGCGUAUGGGUUAAGGAUACUUUUGUCUAUAUCACUGCGGUUGGUGAGCUUAUUUACUGUGUUGGUCGUUCUAAGGCAACGAGAAUGUGUAUUCUGCGCCGUCCUAUGUCGUUGAUGGUGUGUAAACUUAAUGCAAGUCAGGUUUAUCUAAUGGACGAAGAGUUUAACUUGUUUGGUUACACUUUACCUACAAGUUUAAUUGAUUACAAGAGACUUGUGUUGCGUGGACAAUUGGCUAAGGCUGUGGAAGCCUUUACUUCAAUUCCCAAGGAAAAACAUAAAUGGCAUGACGUUUUCUCUUUGGUGGCUUUGUUCUUGGAAGAUCUACAACUAGCUGGUUUCAAAAGUGAGACGCCCGAGGAUUUUGCUAAAGAAGAAGAACUGUGGAUAGAACUUGGCUAUGUCCCACCAGGAACAGUGUUCUAGGUGUGGAAAGAGAAUGGUUUAGUUUCAAGAUGGUUAUUGUACAAUAUGCUACUUCAUUUCGUCCGAAUACUUGGUUUAGUUUCCAAGAUGUCCGAAUUCUUGCAAGCUAAGGUUAUAUUGGAUAUUUUGACAAUAAGUCUAAUAUAUUAUGUUUUGAAUG